Ornithorhynchus anatinus (platypus) is the source of this 2711-nucleotide messenger RNA. It is a transcript of the gene CNOT3, whose product is annotated as CCR4-NOT transcription complex subunit 3. Bases 223 to 2400 code for a protein of 725 amino acids. Lineage: Eukaryota; Metazoa; Chordata; Mammalia; Monotremata; Ornithorhynchidae. The record is from RefSeq and is a predicted model, not a curated record. Gene Ontology annotation, biological process: regulation of stem cell population maintenance; nuclear-transcribed mRNA poly(A) tail shortening; regulation of DNA-templated transcription. Gene Ontology annotation, cellular component: P-body; nucleus; CCR4-NOT core complex. The transcript has 18 exons.
GCCAUCUUGGACCCGGCCGGGGCCGCUUCCGCCGAGCCAGCGAAGCCGCGGGAGGCGCCGGAGCCUCCUCGUCGGUCCGACUGUCGCCAUCCAGGCGGGGGGGGGGCCGCGUCCCCUGUCCCCCGUCCCCGUCGGGGCCGUCGCGGGCGUCCGGCUGGCGCCGCCGGAUCCUGUGCGUCCGGCUCCGGGAGUAUGAAGACGGCUCCACUUUAGGGCAGAAACAUGGCGGACAAGCGCAAACUUCAAGGAGAGAUCGACCGCUGCCUCAAGAAAGUGUCCGAGGGCGUCGAGCAGUUUGAGGAUAUCUGGCAGAAGCUCCACAAUGCGGCCAACGCCAACCAGAAAGAGAAGUAUGAGGCAGACCUGAAGAAGGAAAUCAAGAAGCUCCAGCGACUGAGGGACCAGAUCAAGACAUGGGUGGCUUCCAAUGAGAUCAAGGACAAACGGCAGCUCAUCGACAACCGCAAGCUCAUUGAGACGCAAAUGGAGAGGUUCAAGGUGGUGGAGCGGGAGACCAAGACCAAAGCGUACAGCAAGGAGGGGCUGGGGCUGGCCCAGAAGGUGGACCCUGCCCAGAAGGAGAAAGAAGAGGUCGGCCAAUGGCUCACGAACACCAUCGACACCCUCAACAUGCAGGUGGACCAGUUUGAAAGCGAAGUGGAGUCGCUGUCCGUGCAGACCCGCAAGAAGAAGGGGGACAAGGAUAAGCAGGACCGGAUCGAGGGGCUGAAGCGGCACAUCGAGAAGCACCGCUACCACGUGCGAAUGCUGGAGACCAUCCUGCGCAUGCUGGACAACGACUCCAUCCUCGUCGACUCGAUCCGCAAGAUCAAGGACGACGUGGAGUACUACGUGGACUCCUCCCAGGACCCCGACUUCGAGGAGAACGAGUUCCUCUACGACGACCUCGACCUCGAGGACAUUCCACAGGCGCUGGUCGCCACCUCCCCCCCAAGCCACAGCCACAUGGAGGAUGAGAUCUUCAACCAAUCAAGCAGCACGCCCACCUCCACUACCUCCAGCUCCCCCAUCCCCCCCAGCCCUGCCAACUGCACCACGGAAAACUCCGAAGACGAUAAGAAGAGGGGCCGGUCGACGGACAGUGAAGUGAGCCAGUCUCCGGCCAAGAACGGCUCCAAGCCCGUCCACAGCAACCACCACCCGCAGUCCCCAGCUGUGCCACCCAGCUACCCGCCCGGCCCCACCCCCGCCGCCCCCGCCCUGGGCAACGGACCGGGCAGCAACGGGGCCCCCGCCCCCUCCGGGGCGCCGGGCCCCAAGGCCAACCCGGCCCCGGGCCACAGCGCCGGCACCCCCACCCCCUACGCCCAGGCCGUGGCCCCUCCGGCCCCCAGCGCGGGCUCCGUCCAGCCCCGACCCCCCAGCGUCCAGCCUGGCGGCGGCGCCAAGCAAAACGGGGCCACCAGUUACAGCUCGGUGGUGGCGGACAGCACGGCAGACGCGGUCCUCAGUAGCAGCGGCGGAGGGAGCAAUAGCGGCCAAGCGCUGGGCCCCCUGACUGGCCCCCACAACCCCCCGCCAAAUGCCACGAAGGAGGCAGGCGGGGUGGCCCCAGCUGGGGGCGGAGGGGGCGGAGGUGCCGGUGUGAGCGCGGGAGGGCCCAGCCUGCUGGUGCCCCUGCCCGUCAACCCACCCAGCUCGCCCACCCCCAGCUUCAGCGAACCCAAGGCCUCUACGAACCUCAACGGCCCCCCGCAGUUCAGCGCUGCCCCCGACAGCAAGGCCCCCGAGCCCUUGAGUAGCCUGAAGUCGAUGGCAGAGCGGGCGGCCAUAGGGUCGGGCAUCGAGGAUCCGGUCCCGGCCCUGCACCUAGCAGAGAGGGACAUCAUCCUGAGCACCACGGCGGCGCCCCCGGCCUCUACCCAGCCCCCCUUGCAGCUGUCGGAGGUGAACAUCCCCCUGUCGCUCGGCGUGUGCCCGCUGGGGCCCGUGCCCCUGACGAAGGAGCAGCUGUACCAGCAGGCCAUGGAGGAGGCCGCCUGGCACCACAUGCCCCACCCGUCCGACUCGGAGCGGAUCCGGCAGUACCUCCCUCGGAACCCCUGCCCCACCCCCCCAUACCAUCACCAGAUGCCGCCGCCCCACUCGGACACCGUGGAGUUCUACCAGCGCCUGUCGACCGAGACCCUGUUCUUCAUCUUCUACUAUCUGGAGGGCACCAAGGCCCAGUACCUGGCAGCUAAAGCUCUGAAGAAACAGUCGUGGCGCUUCCACACCAAGUACAUGAUGUGGUUCCAGAGACACGAGGAGCCCAAGACGAUCACGGACGAAUUUGAGCAGGGCACCUACAUCUACUUUGAUUACGAAAAGUGGGGGCAGCGCAAGAAGGAAGGCUUCACCUUUGAAUACAGAUACCUGGAAGACCGGGACCUGCAGUGACCCGCAGCGAACGGCGCUGCCCUUGACCCCGGCCCCUGGCCCGCAUGCCGCCCUCUAGGUCAGGGCCCUGGGAGAGGGGGCCCUUCUGCCUGGCUCCCGCCUCCCCUCCCCUCCCCCUUGUCAUCUCUCCCUCGCGCCCAGGGGGUGGGGGGGACCCUGAGGGAAGCCAGGCUCCCCCCCUCCUGGCCCCCUCCUCCUCUCAGGGAGGAGGGGCGAUUUUCGUAAAACCUAUUUUCAUUUUGGAAAAUAUUUAUGAAUAAAUAGUUUUAUACGACGUCUUCCGAGCCGCGCGGCCAGCACGCAGACCCCCA